AUGACCACGGUUGUAGGAUCAAUAACCCUCAUUCGAACCGAUGGCCAUAAGCUCUGGGAACUGUUGUUCAAGCUUUCGUUCUCAGAUGAUUCACCUGCGUCGAUGGCCGUCUUACGCGCAAUGUUAUCCCUGGCGUACUUAUAUCGACACGGACAUGGCAAUGAGGCCCUUCGACUCAAGGUAGCUGCCCUUAGCUCUUUGGGCACAGCCAUGAAACAGAAUGCAACCGGGACAAGAGAGAUUUAUCAGCAUGUUGCGGUCGGAAUGUUACUCUGUGCUUUCGAGUUAUUCUUACCAUCGGAGAGCUCUUUCCAAUGGCCCUUAUAUCUAUCCGGUGCCAAGAACAUGCUUCAUAAUAUCUGUGAAGGCGGACACCCUAAGCUAAUGGAGGUUGACCAUCUUGUAAUCUGGCUACACUAUCAUGAUAUCCUGGGCAAGUUUGCAUCUCGACAUUGGCGAGUUGAGUCAGUGGAAAAUGCCUCCCUCUUCAAAGUGCCAGGGCGUGCUUCAACACUGGUUUCAUCGAUAGCAAAUGAUCAAGUCCUCGGGAUUUCUGGAUGCUCUGUGGAAAUGAUAGACCUUAUUGCUGAGAUAUCAGAGCUUAGUCUGGAUGAUACUCAGUACACAGAUCAGCGAAAGCUCAAUUCCAUUGAAUAUCACUUGAUGACGAUUGAGCAGGACACAACCUUACUCGGUGAAAACAAUUCGGAGGAAGAGGUAGAACACGGGGGUAAGAUCUCUCAGCUUUACCGACUAGCAGGGCUGGUUUAUUUUGAGCGGGCCUUGAAGAAAUCGUCCAAUAGUGGAAGACUAACGAGAUGGAUAACGGAAGCCUUUGAAAUAAUUGAGACGUUGGACAUCUGCGAGCGUCCAUUCCCGCUAUUCUUCAUAGCAUGCGAAGCGCACACGGAUACCCAGCGUAAAAUGGUUCUCUCAUUGUUCGAAAAAACCCAACGAAGGUCAAGCCAGCGCAGGAUCCAUACUAUUCAAGGCAUGGUUGAGUCAGUAUGGGUACAAAUGGAUCUAUCGUCAGAUGAGAAAGGGAUGGAGUAUGUUGAUAUGUUGAAUGCCGUCAUGUCUUCUCAUGAUCAACUACCGACACUAGCAUAG
Penicillium cosmopolitanum is the source of this 1110-nucleotide messenger RNA. RefSeq names its product transcription factor domain-containing protein. Gene Ontology annotation, biological process: positive regulation of transcription by RNA polymerase II. The record is from RefSeq and is a predicted model, not a curated record. Gene Ontology annotation, molecular function: transcription cis-regulatory region binding; DNA-binding transcription factor activity. The transcript has 3 exons. The coding region runs from base 1 to 1110 and encodes 369 amino acids. NCBI's taxonomy places the organism in Eukaryota, Fungi, Ascomycota, Eurotiomycetes, Eurotiales, Aspergillaceae. Gene Ontology annotation, cellular component: nucleus.